AAUAAAAUAAUUUGUAAUGAUGUGUCGUAAUUUAUUUAUUUAAUCAUAUGGCGAAAGUUCACUUGUAGGAAUCUAUAAAUCUAGGUAUAUCCAGGUUACGCAACUGGUAUACAUACAGUCUGUUUGUUAGGCCGCGUGCGGGCUUUACUUUAAUCAGACGUAGUUGUCGCUCGUAGGGGAAUUUGCGGGCACGUCAUGUGGUAAGGUUUCCAAAAAACAACGUUAUUUACUAGUAUACAUACUUAGUAUUUGUAACUAACCUGUUAUCAUGUAUCAGUCUUAAAUAUGCAACUACCAGCGUAGAAAUAAAAUUAAUUUAUUGAUAAAUACAAUAUACAGAGAGGUAAAAAAUAACAUACUUUUGCGUGAUCAGAAUUUUCCCAUGUAGAUUUUUUAGUACUUAUAGUUAAAAAAAAUGGCGGGACGAGUUACACAUUUCGUACAGACUGGCGGGAACAUGUCAUGAGCCGCGACGAGUGGCGGACAAAAGGGGAGGGAAAGAAAUUGGUACAACAGUAUUUUACCAAUAACAUAGGACACUUAGUAAAAAUACCUUAUUCUGAAAACUUGAAAAUAUAUUGAUUUAUAUGUGAAACUUACUUUUGAUGUGCCCGCAUAUCGCCCGCUGGAGUGCGACAUAUGAUUAUUGCCGUUAGUAUUUUUAAAAGUGCAAUCAAGCAGCAAUAUAUGCAUCUAACUCCAGUUGUAGUGGUGCAGUUUCACGUGGUAAAGUGGAUAUGCUGGAGAAAAACACCAAUUUUUUUUCAUGUCUAGUUAAUUUUUUGACAGUUAUUCAUUUAAACUUAAGCACGUUAUAUCAAUCAAGCGUUUCGUCUAUCACCCCUUUUGUUGUACUUGCAUUUUAAGAUGUGUACCAUUUGUCACUAGACCAUUGUGACCACGAUUAUAUGUACAUUUUGACACUAAGGCAUUACAACGUUCAUACUUUUUACCACAUAGACAGCCAGUUCGUAUGGACAUUUUGACCCCUGCACUUUCCAGCCAUUGAACAUUUUCUCAUGCUGACUGCCCAGUCCCGGAAUCAUUCUUCUGAUUUGUUGGUUUUUGAUUUAUUGUAUCGAUAGCCAUUGAGGUAUAAUGCCGGAAAACCCUUUUGAUUCACAGUGAAUACAACUUUUCCUGCUUCCGUCAUUUUACACAUCUUUUUGAAAGGUUUGUUUAUAUACUGACAUAUAGUUUGUCAAAGGGCUAUCUCAUUUCAAACAUAGACAGAGGGAGUCACACUAUCUUUGUCUUACACUAGUACUAGCAUCCAAAAGAAAAGGAUGAGUAUAGUUUUUUUUGUUCUUAUUUACUGACAAAUUGGUUUGACCAACUAUAUCUUCCUUGCAAUCAAAUCAUAGACAUUAGUUUUAAUUAUCUAGACAAGUAGGUCCUUAUAAAAUGAAACCUCUUUAGAUAACGAAUGGCUGUUGUUGAUGAAAGGUAUUAUACUUCGAUUGUAAAUAUUAUAUUUUACAAGUUCCAGUUGGUAUUUCGCGUUUGUGGUAUUGUAAGUGUUUGGUAUAUUGCGUAAUAAAUAAAAUCGCCAAACACCACAACACGUCAGGUUGGUAUUUCGCGUUUGUGGUAUUAUGCGUAGUUGGCGUUUUGCGUAAUAUUUUUUAGAAGUCCGCAAAAUGGGUUAGUAUCACGGGAUCUAAUUAGCAACUCGUCUAUAGGGCUACUCGUCUAAGUCGCAGCUGGUCUACAUCACCUUCGUCUAAAUAUCAAUUGGUCUAAAAAGCAGCUGGUCUACAAUUUUCUAAGUAGCAUCUCGUCUAAAUAGCAAUUGGUCUAAAAAGCAGCUGGUCUACUCUUUCUAAGUAGCAAGCAUCUCGUCUGAGUUGCAAUAUUAUUAGUCUUUCUGAUCAACUUUUAUUAAAGGAGCAAACCUGCCAACCCUGAAAUCUCAUUAAAAAAAUUACCUGCUUCAUACAUUUCGUCCGAUCAGAAGUCGACAUUUUGUAUGGGGGGUCCAAUAUUUUUUUCAGCGUAUUGUGGCGUCCUCGUCGUUACGCCAUUAAAGUUAAAAUUGCAAUGUGAAAUGCAAUUUUAAGUCUGUUUAAUAAUGUGUUGGCAUAAUGCACCUUUGCAUUAAAUAGGUACCUACAUGACUAUUUCGUAUUAUAUUGAACAGGCCACUUAUAGAUAAAAAUUAAGUAGCUGACAGCUGUGACAUUUCUGUUAUUCUUCCGCGAUAUAAUUAUCAAUUAUCAUUCAUUGUUCUAUGAAUUCCGCUUACUUGCAAUGGAUAACGGAGAACCAUCGGGGGAAGGUUCGAGACACGGAAAUCCCGAAAUUGUAUUUAUAGAAAGUCAAAGGCGGCACCCUUGUCUUCUUCAUAAAGGUUACCGGUAUACGUUAAAUAAAGUCAACCAAAUGGAUUCUAGAUCUUUAUGGCGUUGUGCUAACCGAGGCGAAUGUAGUGCUUCUCUCAAACUAAACCAAGAAAGAAACGUAGUUUUAAAUAUAUCCGCCCAUGCCUGCAGAAAAAACUUUGUUAAAAAUGAAGUUGCACUUAUGUUGGUUAACUGCAAGAAAGAAGUUUGCCAAAAUUAUGCAUCAGUGAAAGAAAUUUACGAAAAAAAUGCACUGGUCUUCCACAAUCGUACCGAGCGUACUAUCCUUCAAAUACCGCCAUACUCAAAUUAUGAACAAAAAAAGGAUGGACAAUUUUUCGGCGACGGCACAUUCAAGAGGGUACCGAAACCCUUUAAACAGCUAUUUUCUCUUCAUAUGGAUGUAGGUAGUACUGAUGAAACCACAAACAUUGUGCCGAUGGUGUACGCUCUACUCCCGGACAAAACAAAAAAGACGUAUGAAAGACUAUUCCAUAUUCUAAAAUACGAGCUAUGCAUUGAUAUUAUGUAUUAUAAAAGCGAUUACGAAAUGGCACAAUACACAACCUUCAAAGCUGUGUAUCCAGAUACAGAACUAACAGGAUGUUUUUUCCACUUUUCUAAAGCUAUUUGGAAAAAAGCCGAAAAAAUAAACUUCACUUCUACGGCCGAACAACGCCAAGCUGUCAGACUAACAGCCAAUCUGCCAUUACUGCCAACACCUUACCUUGGGGAUGCGUGGGUAACGAUAUUACAGGCGUUUACAGAUUCCAUAGUAAUGAGGAAGUUUCAUAAAUACGUCCACACACAAUGGGUGAAUUUACCGAUGAUUAGUUGUGCCGAAGAAAUGCACCGCACUACAAACAGUACUGAGGCAUGGCAUCGUCGGCUAAAGAACCGUGUGCCUCCAAAACCUACGUUCAUCAGGUUUUUAGAAAAAAUAAAAUUAGAAUCGAAGGUACAAGAUAUUCAAAUAACAAACAAUUUUUUAAAUGCAAACAACAGGAAAAAGAAGGAUAUUGCGUUUAACAAGAACUAUAUAAAUGAACUUAAAAAACUUCAAGAAGGAAAACUAACGUCUUAAUUUGAGUGUCUGGAAAAUAUAACUGAAAUUAAAAGGCAGUUGAAAUAUGCGUAGAUUUAAUAUUUAAUUUGAUAAGUAAAUGUGCAAUAAAGCUGAAGUGCAACAUUUUAUUUUAUGGGAGUAUCUCUUAUUUUAAAUAAAUCUUUUAUUUUACGAAAAUUCUUUUAAUUGCCAUACGGUAAAUUGACUUGUCACCACCUCAUAUUAAAAACGAAUUUUGUACGAUUAUACUGAGGAAUUGUUCCAAUUUCAUCUAUGGAUGGUAAAUUAUAAUAUACCUCUCUUGGUGUCAACAAUAGGUAGUUAGCACAACAGGACGUUCGGAUUAUUUAUACAGGGUGAUUUUUAAUUCACUGGUCAAAUUGUACAGCCGCCAUCAGACACAUCGGGGCUGUGGAAGUGGUCACAAAUAUCGCAACAUCAUCUUUAUCGCCUUGAAAAUAAAGGUGUUGUUCCGAUAUUUGUCACCCACCUCCACAGCUCCGAAAUAUCUGAUGGCGACUGUACCAGGUGAUCAGGUAGGCUAUACUGAUCAACUUUUGUUAUGGCACUAAGCCUGAAAUCUGAAAAAAAUAUUGGACCCCCCAUACAAAAUGUCGACUUCUGAUCGGACGAAAUGUAUGAAGCAGGUAAUUUUUUUAAUGAGAUUUCAGGGUUGGCAGGUUUGCUCCUUUAAUAAAAGUUGAUCAGAAAGACUAAUAAUAUUGCAACUCAGACGAGAUGCUUGCUACUUAGAAAGAGUAGACCAGCUGCUUUUUAGACCAAUUGCUAUUUAGACGAGAUGCUACUUAGAAAAUUGUAGACCAGCUGCUUUUUAGACCAAUUGAUAUUUAGACGAAGGUGAUGUAGACCAGCUUCGACUUAGACGAGUAGCCCUAUAGACGAGUUGCUAAUUAGACCGUGAUACUAACCCCGCAAAAUACCAAAAAACCUGGGAUUGGUAUUUCGCGUUUGUGGUUUUAUGCGUCUAAAGGAUUUUGAGUUGUGGACAUUAUUAUGCUACGGCCACAUUAUAGGGCGAAGAUUCGUGGCGCGUUGUCGCGACAAAAACUUCGCGGUACAACGAACACGAACUACAUGGCCACAUAUUGUCGCGAUAAAAGCUUCGGGCGAACUAGAUCGGUCAAUGUGGAUCUGGCGGCAAGAUAGAGGAAGCGUGAACUCUUGAAGUGUAGCCACUUGCACGAACUUUGUCGCGAUAAAAUUCCUUUGAUGUGUGGCAAGAAACCGACA
Cydia pomonella (codling moth) is the source of this 4659-nucleotide messenger RNA. RefSeq lists its product as uncharacterized. The record is from RefSeq and is a predicted model, not a curated record. The transcript is spliced from 2 exons. The coding region runs from base 2251 to 3426 and encodes 391 amino acids. NCBI's taxonomy places the organism in Eukaryota, Metazoa, Arthropoda, Insecta, Lepidoptera, Tortricidae.